Molecule: messenger RNA, 988 nt
Organism: Schistocerca cancellata (South American locust)
Lineage: Eukaryota; Metazoa; Arthropoda; Insecta; Orthoptera; Acrididae
Product: protein dpy-30 homolog
Exons: 4
Coding region: 251-604 (117 amino acids)
Cellular component (GO): Set1C/COMPASS complex
Source: RefSeq, a predicted model, not a curated record
CAAACGUCUUUGAAUUAAAAACUGCUCUGCUGUCAACCGAUUUCGGUUGCGAAAAACUGAGUGAUUAGAAAGAUAUUAUACGAGCAUUGUCCUUAAGUUAUACAUUGGUAGUGGAACUUCGUCGUAUUAUACGAGAUAUACUUGCUGCCGAUGUGCUGAAACUUCAGUUUAGUAUCACAGACAGCGCGAACUAGAAAGAAUUCGCAAGGUUAAUGUUGGCACUACUACAUAAUCAAAUACAAACUUAAAAAUGUCGUCAUCAGGAGCGGAACAGCCGGCAACGGAAGAAAACGUCGAACCGCAGUCGUCGGGGAGUAAUGGUGUGCCAGAAACUGCACAGGCUACAGCAGUUCGUGAAAGUGAACCACCACCUGCUCCACCAGCACCAGCAGGAGAGGCACCUACCAAGAAGUCCAGGGUAGACCUGCAAUCACUACCAACAAGACAGUACUUGGACCAGACUGUUGUGCCAAUAUUGCUUCAAGCACUGUCGACAUUAGCAAAAGAAAGGCCUCCUGAUCCAAUAAGCUUUCUGGCAGCCUACCUGCUGAAAAACAAGAGCCAUUUUGACCAAAGUGGAGCACCGCAGAACUCAAGUCAGUGAUGAUGAAGUUCAGAGGCAUAAUAGACAUACGCACAUUUGAGUUGUGGAAUGUGAAGAUCUGUGGUUUCAUAUUUUUAUCAUAUUCGUCGGCAUUAUAUUCAAUGUAACCUCUUCCACUUUCAUUAUGAGAUACAUAGGUGGGCUAGAAAUCAUUUGUCAUUUAUCUUUGUGAAAAGUGACUACCAUAUUUAUGAACUGAGCAUUAGCUACUUUGUUCAUGGUGAUUUGGGUUGGCACACUUUCAUAUUGACUGUAUUUCACAAAGAUUGUGUGUAUUAUUGUCUUCUAUGCUGUACCUAAUGAAAUAUGUAUUAUAUUACGUGUAUGUUGUAGACUGGAUUUUUAACGUGUAAUGACACUAUAUUAAUACAUUUUAAAAACUAA